Scylla paramamosain (green mud crab) is the source of this 904-nucleotide messenger RNA. RefSeq lists its product as uncharacterized. The transcript is spliced from 2 exons. The record is from RefSeq and is a predicted model, not a curated record. Bases 251 to 904 code for a protein of 217 amino acids. Lineage: Eukaryota; Metazoa; Arthropoda; Malacostraca; Decapoda; Portunidae.
CGGCAGUGUGUGAGGAGCGGGUGUCGUGGCGGGAACUGUGCGGCCUUGUACUGAGCGCUGGUGUUGACUGCCGCGGACUCGUGAGAGAGAGAAAGAGAGAGAGGGACAUAACGAAUCGAAGUGACCGUGUUUUGUGAGGUGCAUGCCGGACUCGCCGCCGUGUCGCAGUGCCGCUGGGCAGUGCAGGAGUCGGGCUGCUGCGAGGCGCGACGCCCACUGAACGCUGGGCCGCGUUGACGGCGGCGCCGCCAUGAAUCUCCCGCUGAUGAUGCCGCUGACACUUAUUUCGUUAGCGCCUGGCAAGGGCGACCCUGAGGGUAACGGGACGGGCGCUGCCCUGCUGGGGGGCGGUACCCCUGGGGACGCGGUGCUGCGGGAGCGCCACCACGUGUCCUUGGCCAAUGGGUCCUCGCUGGAGGCCACCUACAGCGGCUCUUACGACGGCAACGCCAACCUCUUCAAGGAGACCAUGACGAUGACGGGACCCGAACUGCUGGUGGCGCGGGUCCUGGGAGGUCUGCCCCGCCCCUCCCGCCGCCCCGCCGCGCCCCACCCACGCCGACACUCAGCAGCAUGCAUGGAAGCCGACAGCCACGAGGCUGGCUCGCUGCACGAUGCCUCUGACAUCGCCAUGAGCGAGGGCGGCGACACAGACGAACCCGAGGCCGACCUUAGCUCAAGCUGCUCCUCGUGGCCUCGAGGGAUCUCGCCCUCGCCCUCCCCUGAGGAUCGGUGGUGGGCGAGGGGCGAGGGUGGUGGGCAGGACUGGGCGUGGGUGGAGGCGCGGUGGCAGGGGCUGCGUCGCCUCAGGACCCACAUCCCGCCCGCGCUGGAGGAGCGGCUCCGGCGGGUGCGGGUGCGGGGUUGGGGCCGCGGGCGGCUGCGGGGAUUGCAAGAGCGGUGA